Messenger RNA from Bicyclus anynana (squinting bush brown), 1623 nucleotides. RefSeq names its product aldo-keto reductase family 1 member B1-like. Gene Ontology annotation, cellular component: cytosol. Gene Ontology annotation, molecular function: aldose reductase (NADPH) activity. Bases 150 to 1106 code for a protein of 318 amino acids. The transcript is spliced from 7 exons. The record is from RefSeq and is a predicted model, not a curated record. Lineage: Eukaryota; Metazoa; Arthropoda; Insecta; Lepidoptera; Nymphalidae.
GUGGUUCACUUUACUGUCAAAUUAGGUCAAAAAUAAAAAUUAAAAAAACAAACGUCAAAAAAUUUUGGGACAUUAACCCGGCCGGUUUAACUUUUUAAAAAUAAUAUUGAAUUGAUAAUAUAUUUACAAAAGAAAUUAUAUUAUUAAUAAUGGCUUUAAAAACGCCCUACGUUAAACUUGCAAAUGGUUACGAGUGCCCUAUACUAGGUUUGGGAACUUGGAAGUCAAAGCCAGGCGAGGUGGUGCAAGCAGUGAAGGACGCCAUCGACAUUGGCUACCGGCACAUUGACUGCGCCUUUGUGUAUGGCAAUGAGCCGGAAGUUGGUGAGGCUAUCAGUGCCAAGAUUGCUGAAGGGGUUGUCAAGAGAGAGGACCUCUUUAUCACAUCCAAGCUGUGGAACACCUUCCACCGCCCCGACCUGGUGCGCGGCGCCCUGCUGAAGACCCUGCAGAACCUCAAGCUGGACUACUUGGACUUGUACCUCAUCCACUGGCCGCAGGCUUACAAGGAGGAGGGCGAGCUGUUCCCAGCGGACGCGGACGGCAAGAUCCAGUUCUCGGACGUGGACUACCUGGACACGUGGCGCGCGCUGGAGCCGCUGGCGCGGGAGGGGCUGGCGCGCAGCCUCGGCCUCUCCAACUUCAACUCCAAGCAGGUGGAGCGGGUGCUGCAGGCUGCCUCCGUCAAGCCUGUCGUCAACCAGGUGGAGUGCCACCCGUACCUCAACCAGAAGCGGCUGCAGGAGUUCUGCGAGGCGCGCGGCAUCAAGCUCACCGCGUACUCGCCGCUGGGCUCCCCGGACCGGCCCUGGGCCAAGCCGGGGGAGCCGCAGCUGAUGGACGACCCCAAGCUGCAGACCCUGGCCGCCCGCCUCGGGAAGACUGUCGCGCAGAUCCUCAUCAGGUACCAGAUAGAGCGCGGCAUCAUCGUCAUCCCGAAGUCGGUGACGCGGUCGCGCAUCCUCAGCAACUACCAGGUGCUGGACUUCGCGCUGGCGCCCGAGGAUGUGACGCUGAUCGACAGCUUCCACUGCAACGGCCGGCUGGUGCCCAUGACCGCAUCGCUCGGUCACAAAUACCAUCCGUUUGAAAAUGAUGAAUUUUAACAACAUUCCCAAAAUAUUAACAACAUUCAUUAUCAGACUUGUUUAAGGAGACGCCAUCAAAACUAGUAGAGUCCUCAGGGCAACGACCUCGUGGCGGCACGUCUUUGAUGCAAAUAAAAAAAUAAAAAAUAAAAUAAAAUCUUUAUUGACCAAAAAUAUAUACAAAAAUCAUAAUAUUGCCUGUGGUGUCCACACUAGAUUGACCUGUAUCUUGGAGACCAGGUAGGAUUUUCUAAUGUUUUCCGUUGGACUAGGACUAAUUACAAAAAUUUUCCAUAACUAUCCUGAAUACUGUUCUGGAGAAGGAAUUUUCCAUUUUAUACAAUGGUACAGUGCAUACCCUAAUUAAACAUAUUGUGCUCGCCACUGCUUGAGACUCCAUGAUACUGUAAAUGGUUCUUAAAUAAUCGCCAUUUAGUGCCUAUUGUAUGUAUUUCGUUAUCUUUAUAAGAACAUGGUUCUGUUAUCUAUAUUGUUAUUAAGAUAAGUAUAAAACAAUAAAUAUUAUCUAAAAGUU